Glycine soja is the source of this 2197-nucleotide messenger RNA. Its product is annotated as protein NRT1/ PTR FAMILY 5.2-like. Gene Ontology annotation, biological process: transmembrane transport; dipeptide transport. Bases 72 to 1835 code for a protein of 587 amino acids. Gene Ontology annotation, cellular component: membrane. Gene Ontology annotation, molecular function: dipeptide transmembrane transporter activity; tripeptide transmembrane transporter activity. The record is from RefSeq and is a predicted model, not a curated record. NCBI's taxonomy places the organism in Eukaryota, Viridiplantae, Streptophyta, Magnoliopsida, Fabales, Fabaceae. The transcript is spliced from 4 exons.
GGCAAACAGAGACUCCGCAGAGGCAAAGCCAAACACAUAUAAUUGCUCCUUUGAAAGAUUUUUUUUUUUCUAUGGAAAAAGGAAAGACUAUGAGUAAAUAUGUACAAGAUGGAACUGUAGAUCUCAAAGGAAAACCUGUUCUCAAAUCUAAAAGAGGUGGUUGGAAAGCAUGCUCUUUGCUUCUUGUGUAUGAGGUAUUCGAAAGAAUGACUUAUUAUGGGAUAUCAUCAAACUUGGUCCUGUAUCUAACAAGGAAGCUUCACCAAGGCACUGUCACUGCUUCCAACAAUGUAAACAAUUGGGUUGGCACUACUUAUAUAACUCCCAUAUUAGGUGCCUAUAUUGCUGAUGCUCACCUUGGCCGCUAUUGGACUUUUGUCAUUGCCUCUCUUAUCUAUCUAUUGGGUAUGUGUCUGCUUACACUAUCAGUUUCCCUUAAAAGCCUACAGCCUCCUGAGUGCCAUGAAUUGGAUCUGACAAAAUGCAAGAAAGCCUCCACACUACAGUUAGCAGUGUUCUAUGGUGCUCUAUACAUCUUAUCAGUGGGAGCUGGUGGAACAAAGCCCAACAUUUCAACCAUUGGUGCUGACCAAUUUGAUGAUUUUGACCCCAAAGAAAAGGCAUAUAAGCUCUCAUUCUUCAACUGGUGGUUUUCCAGCAUCUUCAUUGGGACCCUUUUCUCAUUCACAGUUCUAGUAUACAUACAAGACAAUGUUGGGUGGGCUCUUGGUUAUGGAAUUCCAACUAUAGCGCUUGCUAUAGCAUUCAUCACAUUCUUGGCAGGCACACCCCUCUAUAGACAUAGAUUGGCCUCAGGGAGUUCCUUCACUAGAAUUGCCAAGGUUAUAGUGGCUGCUUUGAGGAAAAGUACUGUAGCUGUUCCUAUUGACUCUACAGAACUAUAUGAGCUUGAUGAGCAAGAGUAUACAAAUAAAGGGAAAUUCAGGAUUAGUUCCACUCCAACAUUGAGGUUCCUCAACAAGGCUUGUGCCAAAACUAGUUCAAGUACUAGUGAAUGGAUGCUAUGCACAGUUACUCAAGUAGAGGAAACAAAACAAAUCCUAAGGAUGAUCCCCAUCUGGGUUGCUACAUUUAUUCCUAGUACGAUGCUUGCUCAGACAAAUACCCUUUUUGUAAAGCAAGGAGUUACUCUUGACAGACACAUUGGCAGAUUCAACAUUCCCCCUGCAAGUUUGAUUGCGUUUACAUCUUUCACCAUGCUUGUAUGCGUUAUACUCUAUGACCGUGUCUUCGUCAAGAUUAUGCAAAGAUUGACUAAGAACCCCCGAGGGAUCACACUUCUUCAAAGAAUGGGCAUAGGAAUCACGAUUCACAUAGUGACUAUGAUAGUUGCAUCUAUGACCGAAAGAUAUAGACUUAAAGUGGCCAAAGAACAUGGACUAGUUGAAAACGGAGGACAAGUUCCUUUGAGCAUACUCAUUUUGGCUCCUCAAUUCAUACUUAUGGGAUUGGGUGAAGCCUUCUUAGAGGUUUCCAAAAUUGAGUUCUUCUAUGACCAAGCACCAGAAAGCAUGAAGAGCCUUGGAACUUCAUAUUCCAUUACUACAGUAGGCCUUGGGAGUUUCAUUAGCACUUUUCUUCUUUCCACAGUUUCACACAUCACUCAGAAACAUGGCCACAAAGGAUGGAUUUUGAACAACCUGAAUGCUUCUCAUUUUGAUUACUACUAUGCAUUUUUCGCAGUUCUAAACUUACUGAAUUUGAUCUUCUUCAUGAUUGUUACAAAGUACUUUGUUUAUAGAGCUGAAAUUUCAGAUUCCAUAGAUGUACUUGCACAAGAACUGAAGGAGAAGACAGCUAAUGCGUCAAACUAAGUGGUUCCAAGUGAUUAGUUGAUUGGACAUUGAUAUAUGGACAUCUUAAUAUUGUAAAUACCUAUUUAAAGACCUACUAUAUUUAUCGCUUUUCACUCUUCUAUUUUUAUCUCUCUCUCUAGGUGUAGAUGAGAUUUGGAGUGUCCACAAAAUAUUUCCCUAGUUGAUUAGAAAUUGGAAAGUGGGAGAGGACAUAGUAACUGCUCUAAGUGUCAGAAUUGAUAUAGAACUUAGGGAUGGUUUGGUUAUGUUCAUUAAGUUGUUUGAGUGUGAUCAUUUUGCAUUACAUUGUUCACAAUUGUAGAGAUGUUACAUUGAAUAUUUGACAGAAAAACAAAAUUGGAGAAAGGAGUAUAGCUAAA